CCUAUAAAUAAACCUUGCCCUAACUUUACCCAUUUCGCGAUCCCAAAUUAAAUCCGUCUCGAUUUCUCUCCUUUUUGAUCUAAAAUUCCUUCAACUCUUUCCUUUUUGUUUCUUCAAUUCGACUCUCACCCGUUUAUUCGUUUUCUCCUCUUUCAUUUGAUCCUUAUUGCACCCAUUCCCGUGUCUUGAAUUCGAUUCUAGGGUUAGGGUUUCUGAAAAUUUUUCGAUUUCAAAAGGGAAUUUCGUUGAUCUGUACAUUUUGACUUUGGAUUUUCUUUUUAUUGAUUCAAUUUUUUCUGGGUCGUUCGAAUUUUUCUGGUUAUUCUUAAAUAUCUAAACUUUAUAGAGAUUCUGUUAUUCACAAGUAUCUCCUUUUUUUUUCCUUUUAUUUUUCCUGUGUAAAAUAUUUAAAAAUAGUAAAAUUUCUAAUUCUAUACCUUUAUUUCUUGCAAAUCAGUGUUUAAUUAUUUUAAGAAGCAUAAUUUUUAUUUAUCCAUUUUUUUAUUUCAUUUACUAUUUCCUGGUUCUUUUAAAUUUCUCAACUGAUUGGUCAACGAAUUCUCAGGUUCUUCUUUGUAAGUGCUGGAUAUGUUCUUUCUCACUGCCAUUUAAAGUUAUAGGUGUACAACUCAACUCAACUCAGUUGACUCUUAACCACUAUGUGAAUCCUUUUCCUUCAUUCUUCCAAUCUAGGCUGCAUUCCUUGAAGGAUAUAGAAAAGCAAAGUCCUUUCUCAUACAAAUCCUCUGGUGCAUAAACUUUUAUUCUCUAAAAUAUGAUUACUUAUUACUUGCAGGUUAAAAUGAUUCAUAAACGUCCUUAUGUUGAUGACUCUCAAGGGGUUGUUUGUAAGCAUCCGAGGCAAUGGGAAAAUACCAGCUGCUUUGCUUCAGUUGUCAAUGGUGUUCAUCCUAAUGGUGCUCUCCCGAACCAUCAAAUUUCUGAAGGUAAAUGGGAGGACAUUUACAGUAAAUGCCAAGAUGAAGGUAGGUUUGAUGAGGAUCCAUGCAACAAAGUGCUAAGUGGAGCCAAUAAGGAAUAUGAAACUAGUGCUUCUUGUUCUGUUCCUCAUUUUUGGUGGGUAAACAGCAAUGGCAUAGAUGCAGAUACUGAGUCAGAGGUGGCAGUUCAUCUUCCAUUGUUUCCUGAAUAUUUUGCAUCUGGACACCAAAUUAGGGCUUUUCUUCAUGCCGAUGAGAUCUAUUCAUCUAUUCUUUCUCCUCGAAAGCUAGUUUCUAUUGGACCAGAGCAUCAAGCCAAUAUUCCAGAAUGGAGGCAACAGGGUCUGAAGAGCUCUUCAGAUUGUCCAGAUACAUCGGAUCCUCAAGUUCCCCUUAAAUCAUCAUGUGCAAGCCUUAUGGUUGAUGAUGAUGAUGAUCAGAAGAAGAUGAUGGGUACUUGUGUCAUUCCAAUGCCUGAUUCUGAAACAACUGCAAAGUUUUGCUGUGAAGAUGUGGGACACAGAAUUGAUUGUGAGUGCCUUGAUCAGGGUUCUAUCAGAUGCAUUAGACAACAUGUGACAGAAGCAAGAGAGAAUUUAAGGAAGAACCUUGGGCCGGAAAUAUUUGGGGAGUUGGGUUUCUGUGAUACAGGGGAGGAACUUGCAAAAAGAUGGCCUGAAGAGGAAGAGCUAGCAUUUCAAAAUGUCGUCCUUACUAACCCUGUGUCACUGGGUAAGAAUUUCUGGGAUCAUCUCCCUGCAGUUUUCCCUUCCCAUAGCAAGAGGGACCUUGUUAGUUAUUAUUUUAAUGUCUUUAUGCUCAGAAAACGUGCUGAGCAGAAUCGAGUUGACCCUGUAAAUAUUGAUAGUGACGAUGAUGAGUGGCAGACAGCUGAGUGUGGAAUUCCAGCAGAGGAUGAUGACUCUGUCGUGGAAUCUCCAAGUGAUCAAGGAACUUCUGCUCAUUUUGAACACAACCAUGUGGAAGAUUGCCAUGAGUACAUUGAGGAUGACGAUGAGGAUGGGGUUGAUUCUUCCGGAAAUGUUGUUGCUGAUAUUUGUAGAGCUGCAACUGAUGAAGAAGAUGAGGGAGAUAUAGAUGAGAUUUCAGGACCACAUGUUGAAAGUUUCAUUGGUAAUUAUGAUAGCUGUGACUUUCAGCUUUCAAGUAAGGUUCAGGGGAAUAAUGAGGAUGAUUAUGAUAUUCAAGAUGACUCAUGUACAUCAUAUGAGUAUCAGAGGGAGAAGGUUGAUUGCUGUGGUCUGCCUGAGACAGUGAUGAAUGCAAACCAACCUAGUCAAGAGUGACUGACUUCACUGGUCACACACUAUUAAUAGGUUGACAAAAGUAAUGGUGGAUGAAGUUUAGGAGCCUUCCAAGCAUAGCACUUGGAUGUCAAUAUCAUAAUGGAGAGUUAAUUUCUUUAGCUGUGCAAUGUUUGAAUGUAAAGUGCUUCCUCCAAGGAAUUUUGAGGAAUGCAAGGCUGACAAUGGUGUGUUUUCAAUUCCUGUUAGUGAUUUCUCUUGAAUCUUUCAAAUUCAAGCUAAGCCUGAUAGAGCUUUCCAACGUUUGUUGGAUGGUAAGGAUCCUCAUGGUGAUUGAAAAUCAGCUGUUUCAAAAUAAAGGUUGAUAUAUUUUCCAGUGAGAACUUCUGCAUGUAGCAGACAAGAAGAAUUGUGUUACAUGAUUAGUUUCUUGGGAGUAUGUUAGUAUCCAUGGGUGUGACAAAGAAACUCAUGGAAUUUUGUCUUCAAUUUGCAGUUUGCAGCACCAGUACCGCCAGGACAUGAAUCCUGUUCUUUUUCUUCAUCAGGAUCAGUCUCUCGGGAAUAAUAUACAGGAUGAGUGGUGAUUCCAUCAGAAGGGAUCCCUGUAGAAAGGGACCUCAACUCAUGAUUGGACUUAGUUUUGGUCUUUGCGAGUCUGUUGAUUGUGUUUAUCUGGCAUGAGCAAAUGUGUUUAUUUGCUACUUUUUUUUUUAAUUUUUGGUGUAGCGGUGUAUUUAUUCAAGCGAAGAUGGCUUUGCUAUAAAUGUAAUCAUUUACAAUCUGUGAGAAUAAAUUCUAGUUUUUGUCAUUCAUGCCUGAUGGGUAGC
Messenger RNA from Theobroma cacao (cacao), 3036 nucleotides. RefSeq lists its product as uncharacterized. The record is from RefSeq and is a predicted model, not a curated record. Lineage: Eukaryota; Viridiplantae; Streptophyta; Magnoliopsida; Malvales; Malvaceae.